Electrophorus electricus (electric eel) is the source of this 1632-nucleotide messenger RNA. It is a transcript of the gene rbm42, whose product is annotated as RNA binding motif protein 42. The record is from RefSeq and is a predicted model, not a curated record. NCBI's taxonomy places the organism in Eukaryota, Metazoa, Chordata, Actinopteri, Gymnotiformes, Gymnotidae. Gene Ontology annotation, molecular function: mRNA binding.
UUAACAGCAUCGAAGAAGAAGAAAGAAAUGCGGAGUCGGCAAACACUUAGCUAGCUGACUUUGAUUGUUUGUUUUUUUAUUGGUAAUAUCUUACGAGAGUUUAAGGUGACACUGGUUAUGGCGUUGAAAUCGGGCGAAGAACGCCUCAAAGAAAUGGAGGCGGAGAUGGCACUGUUUGAGCAGGAGGUCUUGGGAGGACCUGUGGCUGUUUCUCCAGGGGGCCCUCCAGUGGUGGAGGCUCUUCCUGUGGCUCUGGCUGUGCCAGCUGUACCUAUGAUCCGGCCAAUCAUUGGCACAAACACCUAUCAACAGGUCCAGCAGAGCUUGGAGGCGAGAGCUGCUACAUUAGUUCCCCCACCGCCAGCAUUUGUUGGACCAGCCGUACCUGCGGUGAGGCCUCCACCAAUGAUACGACCUGCAUUUGUUCCACACAUCCUGCAAAGACCAGGUGGUCAAAGAAUGCCAGUGAUGCGUGGUCCUCCUCCACAAGGCAUGAUGGCGCCGCCUAUGCCCCGGCCCCCUCCACCACCACCCAUGAUGAUGGCCCCGCCAAUGUCAGGCCCCCCGCAGCACCCCAUGGGGCCGAUUGGACCGAUUGGACCACCUUUGGGUCCCAUGAACUCAGUUUCACCACAGGUAGACGCAAUGAGCCCGGUGGUGUCUGUGCCAAAUCGGCCAGUGACCCAGGGCUCUCCGAAGGUUACACCCAGCAUUAUACAAGCCGCCCCCACUGUUUAUACAGCACCGCCUGCCCCCAAAAGACCGGACAUUAGAGCACAGAGACAGGCGCGCAUGGAAGAGCUAGCGGCAUCUGUAGCCGAGCAGCAGGCAGCAGCAAUGGCUGCCGGCCUCCUGGAGACCAAGAAAGAUGGCCCCUCAGACGACACUAUCAUCGGGCCCAGCAUGCCUGACCCAGAGCCCGUUCACACAGAGGGGGAAUCCACAGGCAGGAGGACACAAAAUGCAACCUACAUUUUUGCAAAGUCGCUGGACCCAAAAGGGCUGAGCACCACUGGUAUAAGGAACAGAAAAUUGAAUGAGUACAAGCCAGCAGAUGCCAGCACAGAGGAUAAGAAGAAAGGGAAGCAGGAGAAGGUAAAGAAGUGCAUCCGGACUGCAGCGGGCAGCUCGUGGGAAGACGCUAGCCUCCUGGAGUGGGAAUCAGAUGACUUCAGGAUAUUCUGCGGAGACCUGGGAAACGAGGUGAACGAUGACAUCCUGGCACGGGCAUUCAGCCGCUACCCGUCCCUCCUGAAGGCCAAGGUGGUACGGGACAAACGCACAGGCAAGACCAAGGGUUACGGCUUCGUCAGCUUCAAGGACCCCAACGACUACGUGCGCGCCAUGAGGGAGAUGAACGGAAAGUACGUAGGCAGCAGACCCAUCAAAUUACGAAAGAGCACAUGGAAAGACAGGAACCUGGAAGUUGUACGCAAGAAGCAGAAGGAGAAGAAAAAGCUGGGGCUCAGAUAAAAACUGAGAGACGGAGCUGAAGCCGUGUGACAUGAGUGAGUGUGUACCCCAUCCCCUGCUACCCACCGACACAGCCGCAGGUGUGGAGUCUUGGGCCUGGCAGGAACCAAGGGCUUUUUAGUUGUGGUUUUUUUUUGGGGGGGGGGGGGGGGGGGGGGG